CAAACCAGCCGUUGCAGUUAUCGCACCCCAACAAAAAAAAAAACGUUUCGCCCUGAAAAUAUCUUGAGUUUUUCCCACAGCUGUGUCAGCUAAACGACACUCUGUAUGUCACCGACGUCGGAUGAGCGGCGAUCCCCACCAACCACCGGAAGGGUCGGAUAAAGCUAAGGUUGCGAAAACGCGCCACAGCCCCGUCGUCCGCUUCAGGAUGGUGAAGAUCGCGUUUAACUCUGCUCUGGCGCAAAAGGCGCUCGGUAAAGACGUGCCGGUCUCGGAAAAGGACCCCGAGUCUGCUGCAGAGGGCGGUGAGGGCUCUACGGGUCGCUGUCUGCUCACCCUGCUGGGCAUUGCCUUCUUAUUGAGUGGGCUGAUUGUAGGAGGCGCAUGUCUCUACCGUUACUUCACCCCCAAGAGGCUUUACCACGGUGCAAUGCAGUUCAGUGAUAUUUCUGCUGGCGUUGGUGGUGAGAACCAGCCAUACUACCUCCCACGCGUGGAGGAGGAGGUGGAGAUCUCUGAUGACAUGGCUGUCAUCAGUGUCCCCCCUCCUCGCUUCAGACCCGGGGACCCAGCUUACAUCCUCCACGACUUCCACAGGAAACUUACAGCAUAUUUGGACCUGACUCUGAGGACCUGCUUUGUGAUUCCUCUGAACACCUCGGUGGUGCUUCCUCCCCAAGACCUCAUGGACCUCUUCAUGCAGCUAAUGUCUGGCUCGUAUCGUAGCUAUCUGGUGCAGGAAGACUUGGUGGUGACAGAGCGCAUUGAUGAUGUCAAGCCCCUGGGUUUCUAUAUCCGCCGGCUGUGCAAUGGCAAGGAAACAUAUAGGAUGCAGCGCCGUGUUGACCUCCCAGGUGGCGGGAUCCAGAAGCGCUCUGCAGACGAAUGUUUCACCAUCCAUCAUUUUGAGAAUAAGUUUGUGACUGAGACCAGGAUCUGCAAGGCCUGAUGGGAGAGUGAGUGAGAAAGAAAACGUGCGAGCGAGUGAGUGAGAGAGAGAGAGAGAGAGAGUGAGAGAGAGAAGAGUAAAUAGAAAAGGAGGGCAGAGAGACGACAUGGCAAGAGAGAGAGGGACACUUGUUUUUCAACAUUUGGUGGUAGCAGAAAGAUAUUUUUGUAUACCCUUCUAACUACAGUUUUUGCUUCUCUUGCUUCAGCCCCAGUGAAAUGUGACAUUUCAGUUACAGCAUUUUAGCCUAGUCCCCUUUGUUCUUCAUCCCCUUUAACCUGCAGUAUAGGUCAUAACUUGCUCGCUCUUGAUAACUCACUCUCACUUAGCCCUUAGCUAGCUAGCUAGUGUUGUACUAGUUACCUGCUCUAUCUUGCAAAUGAAAGAGUUAGGAUUCUUUUGUUUGUUUUUUGAAACUAUAGCUUCCUGCAGACUGAUCCUAUCUUGAUUAUUGCAGUAUUGACUCAUGACCCGAGUUGAAGAGCUGUUGGAUAUUCUGGCGAAUGCCCUGCUUGAUGUUGAAAGGUUAUCCAUAUCAAUCUUGUGCAUGUCAGCCUGCUGCUCCUGUUGUCAACAGCUAGUAAAUGGAUGCAUAGGGCUGUGUUGACUAACCCUGUAUGUCAUAGGAAACAGGUUCAUCUAUCAAUAAUCCUGAUUGUCUGCAGACUUCAGCUUCUGAUUUUUGUUUUAAGAGUGUAACAGAGACACAACUCUGGUUCCUUGUCCGAGAGUCCUGCCCCCGGUCACAAUCUGUAGAUAUUUUCCACGACUUUCCUGCUGCUCCCACAGGCCUCAGUUGUUCUGCUUUGUGAUUAAUGUUAAGUAUUGACGGUGUCAUCCCUGAUGAUGGUGAGCCUAGCACCCUACAGGACCAGUGUUUGUGUUUAUAUUCAGUAGAAAUUUAUUUAAUGUUUGAAAGUUAUUUAUGGACUAAUGGAGGUAAAGGGAUUUCUUUUCUUUUUUGUUCCUUCUUUUUUUUUUUUUUU
Messenger RNA from Lampris incognitus (smalleye Pacific opah), 1935 nucleotides. RefSeq names its product integral membrane protein 2A-like. The record is from RefSeq and is a predicted model, not a curated record. The transcript has 7 exons. Gene Ontology annotation, molecular function: amyloid-beta binding. Gene Ontology annotation, cellular component: extracellular exosome; Golgi apparatus; plasma membrane. Lineage: Eukaryota; Metazoa; Chordata; Actinopteri; Lampriformes; Lampridae. Gene Ontology annotation, biological process: negative regulation of amyloid precursor protein biosynthetic process. Bases 122 to 949 code for a protein of 275 amino acids.